Porites lobata is the source of this 2545-nucleotide messenger RNA. The record is from the annotation of a GenBank genome assembly. NCBI's taxonomy places the organism in Eukaryota, Metazoa, Cnidaria, Anthozoa, Scleractinia, Poritidae.
AUGGAAAGUAGAUGCGUGUCAAUAAACAUUGGUCCGCCUGUGAACGACAAAGUUGUGUGUGAGCUUAGUGAUUCGGAUCACAUACAGCACCCACAACACCUUAAACCAAGACAGGGCUGGAGUUAUAGAGGCGUCACAGAGGUACCAAUGACAAUUAGGUUUAAAACAUACGUAGAAAAACCAACGGCAGCCGAUUGUAUAUGUCUCGCUAUUUCUCGAUAAAGAAAAUGAAGGUUGUAAACAGGCCAGUGAUGUUCCCAAUGAUGAGUUGCUGCUGAUGCUGCUGAUGAUGAUGACGACGAUAUCGACUAGAAAAAUGGAUGAUGACGAUACUGAUACUGAUAACAUUACAUUGGGCCCACAAUAUAAACUACUGGUUCUAAAUCUACCAGUAAUUGUGACAGCCAUUAAAGUUUUAUUAUUAUUAUUAUUAUUAUUAUUAUUAUUAUUAUUAUUAUUAUUAUUAUUAUUAUUAUUAUUAUUAUUAUUAUUAUUAUUAUUAUUAUAACAAUUAUGAUAUGAAAAUAUAUGUCUUCGCUCCCUAAAUCGACAAUUCCAGAAAAAUCCCAAAUGUUUCAACCUCACUGGAAGAAAAAUAAAAUAUUGAGAGGUUCGAGAGAUCUAAAUAAUACCUUUUUCUAUCUCCUAUGAUCACAGCACGGUACAUAAUUUUUAAUGUGAUUUUAAAAAUAUACAUUCUCCAUUAGAACCUCUGCGUCAGUAAUCCUUGUCUUAACAACGGAACAUGCUUCACAGGAUAUACGAGCAAGAAAUACCUCUGUGUUUGCACUUUUGGCUUCAAAGGAGAAAACUGUGAGAAGGCCCGGCCAGGUAAAAUAGUGUAGAAGAUCGAUAUUACAUGGUCGCGCGGAUGGCCGCGCUGAUCUCGAAAAUUAAACGUAACAAUAGAGCCUACACUAAUAAGGCUGAGAUCGCUGACCAAUUUAAUAAGCAUUUUGUCAAUGUGAGCUAAUGUGGAUCAAAACCUGGCCAAAAGAAUUGAACAUUGUGAAGGACGUCCGACCCAAUUCAUAAGAUCGACUCCAGUAGCUAACUUUGUUAUGUCCUGUGUCACUGAAACCCAAGUAUGUUCACUAUCUAAAUGUUUAAAUGAUCAUAAGUCAUCCUUAUAUUUUCCUAAUAAACUAAUCAAAAUAGCUGCCCAGCCACUGUCAAUACCUUUAAAAUAUAUCUAUAACCAGUCUAUUGAAACUGGAAUUGUUUCUCAUAUUUUAAAAGUCUCACAAAUUCCCCAGUGUAUAAGGGUGGUGAUGCUACAGACCCUAGCAACUCUCUCACCAUUCAGUAAAGUGCUCAAGCGUGUAGUCUAUAAUCAAUUAUAUUCGUUGAUUUCAUAGAUAAACACCAAAUCUUGUACAAAUAUCAGUUGGAUUUGGGAAAGGAUAUUCCACUGAACAAGCUGUUCUUGAAAUUACUGACAAUCUGAAGCUAGCUACUGAUAAAGGUCAAAUAACAUGUGGUUUAAUUCUUGACCUAUCAACGGCUUUUGACACAGUAAAUCAUAAAAUACUGCUCUCUAAACUUUAUCGAGUACAUCACAUAAUUGGUUUGAAACUUAUUUGGACAAUCGCGGGGCGACCACACGGUCUGUGGCUUAAAUUUUGACAAUUCUGGCGGUUUUAUCGCCGUACCUUUGCUAAUAAUUUGUUAUUUUCCAUUGAAGUUUUCGUCGGUGAAAUGUUCAUUGUAAUUAAAAGUCACGUAAGUAACCUUUUAACACCAAGCACUUGUAUUCUCUGGCUUUUCGUUCGUCAAGAAAAUGUCCCGCAAAGUAGAGCGGUGUUAGAAAAGCCCUUCUAGAGGUGUUUCGGGAUAUACUAGCAUCUUAUACAAAUUAUAAGCACGAGAAAGUCACUGAAAUAGUGAUUAACCACAAGAAUAAUUAAUAAAAUGAAUAACUUAGAACCUUCUGUCCGCAGCCUUAUCAUGCAGUGACUUAAAGAACGGCGACCCUACAGCAUCAAGUGGAAAUUACGACAUUGAUCCAGAUGGCGAGGGAGGCCUGGUGCCAUUCACAGCAUAUUGUGACAUGACUGACAAGAAUGGAGUUGGCGUGACAGUUAUCAGUCACGACAGUGACAGCAGGACACAUGUGAAAGGAUGUGAAGGGGCAGGAUGCUACUCACGCAACAUUCAUUACACUGGAGCGAGUCUGACUCAAUUGGCCAGUCUUACCAGUGUCUCCUCAUACUGCGAGCAGUUUAUCAAGUAUGAGUGUUAUAAAUCAAGGUUACUGAGAACUGAACAAGGAUGGUGGGUGUCACGUGAUUAUUCUAAGAUGACGUACUGGGGAGGAGCAUCACCUGGCAGUGGUAAGUGCGCAUGCGGGAUGAACAACACGUGUGCAGACCCCCAAUAUGGCUGUAACUGUGAUGCUAAUGACAAAGUACGGCGUGAAGACAGCGGUCUUCUCACUGACAAGACAAAGCUUCCAGUAACACAGCUCUUUUUUGGUGAUAAUGGUGGUCGUAAGGAGCACGGCAACCACACCCUGGGAAAAUUCAAGUGUUAUGGUACAGCAUAA